CCAUGAUCGCCCUCUAGCUUUUAAAUCCAUCCUUAGUUCAUCUUUAAAUCGAUCAUCUACACCCAUUUCACCAUGUCUUCAGCCAUCACCACUUCCCUGCUUAUGCUGGAAUACACCGGCACUCCCAAUCUUGUCGCCCAUGUCAUCGGCGCAAACCCCACAGCUACGACAUUCGUCUUGGACUGCGAAAAACCAAAGAACAAGAAGACCUGGGACGAGGACGAGUGCUGGUUCACGAAAGAGACUAUCAUUCUCGGCCCGUGGGCUGACAAGACACCUGCGCCUGGAGCCGUAACCACCGGUAUCUGGAGAGAAGGUAGCGUCGACGACGAUGAAGAAGAAGGCUACUCGUUCUCGAUGGAAUGCCAAAUGGAUUAUACGAUGCCUAAAGUCUGCACUACUACCAACCAUGCUUCUUUUUCCUUCCACGACGGUCGGGAGGUUACAGCGACGUACACCAAACACGGCGGUACGACGUUUGACGGGUUCUUCUAUUUUGGAUAUGGAUACUUUGACUGGACUCCCGUAACUGUCACAGCUGGUCAGUCGUAUCUUCUUUCUUCUAAGACCGCCGCUUCCACGGAGGCCACGGCCACGAGUGAUGUCUCUGGAACUGCCAAUCCUGCAAAAGCAACGACCUCGGCGGGUGAAACUACCAGCACGAUUGAUGAUGGUGUGAUUACCGUUACUGGCGAGGCUUCGUCUACAACGACUUCGAGUAACGGUGCAGGCACUAGACGUGCUUUAAGCCUCUGGGCUGCAGUGGGACUUGCGGCGACUGUGGUCUUGUUAUGA
Fusarium oxysporum Fo47 is the source of this 795-nucleotide messenger RNA. RefSeq lists its product as uncharacterized. NCBI's taxonomy places the organism in Eukaryota, Fungi, Ascomycota, Sordariomycetes, Hypocreales, Nectriaceae. The record is from RefSeq and is a predicted model, not a curated record. The transcript has a single exon. Bases 73 to 795 code for a protein of 240 amino acids.